AUGGGCAGCGUCUGGGUCUUCGGGAUCCUCGUGGUGCUGUCGCUUCGGCUGGGCGCCUACAUGUACUUCCAGCGGCGACGAAACGUGCGCGAAAAGCGCAUUUUGGAGAUCGCGGAGGAGGCGCGCGCCUACCAGCGUGACGGCUGGGUGAGGCGUGAGGACUACGAGGACCUCCUCGCCGCCUACAAUACCCUCAAGAAUGACACUUCUCGCGCGGAAUAG
Messenger RNA from Alternaria arbusti, 222 nucleotides. RefSeq lists its product as uncharacterized. The transcript has 2 exons. The record is from RefSeq and is a predicted model, not a curated record. Bases 1 to 222 code for a protein of 73 amino acids. Lineage: Eukaryota; Fungi; Ascomycota; Dothideomycetes; Pleosporales; Pleosporaceae.